AUGACAACAGAGACAGGCCCUGGUUCGGAGGUGAAGAACGAGCAGGAGGAGGCUCCGCAGCAGCAGCUGGACGCGGCUACACAAGCCCCCAGGGCCGCCCGCCCCGCCGGCCGGGGCCCUGAGAGCAGUGAGAGGGCCGCCGCACAGAGUGCAGCAGGGGAAAGGAUGUGCCACCUCGGCCUGCUGCCCAUUGCCACAUCCUACACAGAGGCUGGUACAGAGAUGGAGGAGAAGGACUACAGUGAGACAGAUGGGAUCUCUGACAAAACAACCCCCAGCAAGACCCAGAAGUCACCCCAGAAAACCACCAAGAAAGUGAAGAGUGCCCUUUGCAGAGUGACUCUGCUCGAUGCCUCUGAGUACGAGUGCGAGGUGGUGAAACAUGCCCGAGGUCAGGUCCUCUUUGACAUGGUGUGUGAGCACCUCAACCUCCUGGAGAAGGACUAUUUCGGCCUCACCUUCUGUGACUCAGACAGCCAGAAGAACUGGCUGGACCCCUCCAAGGAGAUCAAGAAGCAGAUCCGCAGUGGGCCCUGGAACUUUGCAUUCACUGUGAAGUUUUACCCUCCAGACCCUGCCCAGCUCACAGAGGACAUCACAAGAUACUACCUGUGCCUGCAGCUCCGUGCAGACAUCAUCACGGGGCGUCUGCCCUGCUCGUUUGUCACACAUGCCCUGCUGGGCUCCUACACAGUGCAGGCUGAGCUGGGUGACUAUGAUGCCGAGGAGCAUGUGGGCAACUACAUCAGUGAGCUGCGCUUUGCCCCCAACCAGACACGGGAGCUGGAGGAGCGCAUCAUGGAGCUGCACAAGACCUACCGAGGAAUGACCCCCGGAGAAGCAGAGAUCCACUUUCUGGAGAACGCCAAGAAGCUCUCCAUGUAUGGGGUGGACCUGCACCAUGCCAAGGACUCAGAGGGCAUUGACAUCAUGCUGGGCGUCUGCGCCAAUGGCCUCCUCAUCUACAGGGACCGGCUGAGGAUCAACCGUUUCGCCUGGCCCAAGAUCCUCAAAAUUUCAUACAAGAGGAGCAACUUCUACAUCAAGAUCCGCCCAGGUGAGUAUGAGCAGUUUGAGAGCACCAUUGGCUUCAAGCUACCAAACCACCGCUCUGCCAAGCGUCUCUGGAAGGUCUGCAUAGAGCAUCACACCUUCUUCAGGCUGGUGUCCCCAGAGCCACCCCCUAAGGGCUUCCUGGUGAUGGGUUCCAAGUUCCGCUACAGUGGGCGGACGCAGGCACAGACACGCCAGGCCAGCGCCCUCAUCGACCGCCCAGCCCCCUUCUUCGAGCGCUCCUCCAGCAAGCGGUACACCAUGUCCCGCAGCCUGGAUGGAGAGUUCUCGCGCCCAGCCUCUGUCAGUGAGAACCACGAUGCCGGGGCCGAGGGUGAGAAGCAGGAUGAGGAUGGUGAGUUUGGCAGCAGGAGACGGUCUGAAACGGAGGACGAGGAGGUGACCACCCCGACGAAAAUCAAGGAGCUGAAGCCGGAGCAUGAAACAACCCCCAGGCACAAGCAGGAGUUUUUAGACAAGCCCGAAGAUGUUUUGCUAAAGCAUCAGGCCAGCAUCAAUGAGCUGAAACGGACCCUGAAGGAGCCCAACAGCAAGCUGGUUCACAGGGAACGGGACAGGAGGCUGCCUUCCUCACCAGCCUCCUCCUCACCCAAGCACGAGGAUGAAACACCAAAAGGAACCCCAGAAAAGGCCAGCGAGAGAGCAGGCUUGAGGGAGGGAGCUGAGGAGAAAUCUAAGCCACCUCGGCACAGGGCUCCUGAGAGUGACACCGGUGAUGAGGAGCAGGACCAGGAGAAGGACUCAGUCUUUCUGAAGGACAACCACCUGGCUAUCGAACGCAAAUGCUCCAGCAUCACAGUCAGUUCAACCUCCAGCCUGGAAGCAGAGGUAGACUUCACAGUGAUUGGUGACUUCCAUGGCACAGCCUUUGAGGACCUCUCCCGGAGCCUGCCUGAGCUGGACAAGGACAAGAGUGAAAUGGAAGAUGAAGGCCUGGUUUCCUUCCAGCAUACUGGCAAAGUAGUUGCUGGAUUGGAAGAAGAUGUCAAGGGCGGGGAGAAGGUCUCCCAGCCCAGCCCAGAUGUCUCCCAGCUAGAGUUAUCAGGCCCGAAAACAGAUGCUGUGACCAAAACGGAUGCUGUGACCGUUAGGUUGGGGCCAGGCAUGAAGAAACCUGAAGCAGAUGGCUCCACUCCCCACCAGGCUGGCACCACAGGCACAGUCCAGGUUGAUGGAGGCAGCCCGGGCAGCAGGGACGCUACAGCCACAGCUCACACUGGCACUGCAGAGACAGCACAGGUGACCUCAGAUCACAGCACCAAGGCUGGGAAAGGGGCCAUUCCCACCACAGACCUUCGCUCCCUCUCACCGAUAACCAGCAGCUCUGCUGGGAAAGAAAUGCUCACCAGCAUCUUCAGUGCCACUGCAGAAACCCUCUCGACUUCCACCACUACCCACGUUACCAAGACUGUGAAAGGAGGGUUUUCAGAGACCCGGAUAGAGAAGCGCAUCAUUAUCACAGGGGAUGAAGACGUGGACCAGGACCAGGCACUGGCUUUAGCAAUCAAAGAGGCAAAACUACAGCAUCCCGAUAUGCUGGUAACCAAAGCUGUGGUAUACAGAGAAACAGAACCUUCUCCAGAGGAAAGAGACAAGAAACCUCAGGUAGGUGGAGAAGUGACCAGACCUGAUUUAUCUGUGCUGCAGAAGGGGUGGAUGUAA
This is a messenger RNA of Chaetura pelagica (chimney swift), 2736 nucleotides long. It is a transcript of the gene EPB41L1, whose product is annotated as erythrocyte membrane protein band 4.1-like 1. Gene Ontology annotation, molecular function: structural molecule activity; actin binding. The record is from RefSeq and is a predicted model, not a curated record. Gene Ontology annotation, biological process: cortical actin cytoskeleton organization. The transcript has 20 exons. Gene Ontology annotation, cellular component: cytoskeleton; plasma membrane. Bases 1 to 2736 code for a protein of 911 amino acids. NCBI's taxonomy places the organism in Eukaryota, Metazoa, Chordata, Aves, Apodiformes, Apodidae.